CUGGAUCAAUUUCUGAUCCUUCAUUCUCAAAGUCUAUGAGCCAGGCGCCUCUCUCUCUCUCUAUCUCUCGUGCGCACGAACAAAAUCAUCUCCAACACAGUGCAGUCAUCGCAAACGCUACAUUCUUCUACCCUCCUACUCACCUGAACAACGUCCUCUCUUUGAAUCAUGAGUUUAGGGAAGAAGAUCAGAAUAGGAUUUGACGGAUUUGGAAGAAUCAAUCGGUUUAUUACGAGAGCAGCUGGCCUAAGGAACGACUCGAAGUUUUCCAGUGGAAAUGAUGCACUUAAGCAUGGCCUGGAUGGAGUUGGAUCUGCUGGCUUGAAGUCUUUCAGAGCACUUGCAGUCAUUGGUGCUGGAGUCUCUGGGCUCCUUAGUUUUGCAACAAUUGCUUAUUCUGAUGAGGCGGAGCAUGGACUAGAGUGUCCCAGCUAUCCCUGGCCUCACGAAGGCAUUCUCAGUUCUUAUGACCAUGCUUCUAUCCGUCGAGGUCACCAGGUUUACCAGCAAGUGUGUGCAUCUUGCCACUCAAUGUCUCUAAUUUCGUAUCGUGAUCUUGUUGGUGUCGCAUAUACCGAGGAAGAGACCAAGGCUAUGGCAGCAGAAAUUGAGGUGGUUGAUGGGCCUAAUGACGAAGGUGAGAUGUUUACCCGCCCUGGGAAGCUGAGUGAUCGUUUCCCUCAGCCUUACGCUAAUGAAGCAGCUGCAAGGUUUGCUAAUGGAGGAGCCUAUCCUCCUGAUCUAAGUCUAAUUACUAAGGCUCGUCAUAAUGGUCAAAACUAUGUUUUUGCUCUUCUAACUGGCUACCGUGACCCUCCUGCUGGCGUCUCGAUUCGAGAAGGACUUCACUAUAAUCCUUACUUCCCUGGUGGAGCUAUAGCAAUGCCUAAAAUGCUUAACGAUGGUGCUGUUGAGUAUGAGGAUGGCACCCCUGCAACGGAGGCACAGAUGGGAAAAGAUGUCGUGUCAUUCUUGUCAUGGGCUGCUGAGCCAGAAAUGGAAGAGAGAAAGCUGAUGGGCUUCAAAUGGAUAUUUGUUUUGUCACUCGCACUUCUCCAAGCAGCUUACUACCGUCGCUUGAGAUGGUCUGUCCUCAAAUCUCGCAAGUUGGUCCUUGAUGUUGUCAAUUAAUCUCGAGGAUUUCUUUCUCUACAUACUAAGCGGGUGCAUGGACUUAGAGAACAAUAUUACUCCUGCCAUUUUGCCAAAUGAUUUGAGUUAUGUUAUAUAGCAUAGUUUAGACAAUAGACUGCAAUUGGAACUGUCUCUCUGCAGGUAUUCUUUUUGGGAGGUAAAUAAAUAACUACUCAACUAUUUAUGGUACUCGUUAUCUUUCAUAUGAGAAGUCUAUAUUGAAACCUGAUGUGGGAAUGCCAAUUAUGGGCUCCUUUUCUUUCUUAUUUGUUGUAAGCCACUAGAGGACUGACAUUUGAAAUAUGUUUAGUAGCAAA
Molecule: messenger RNA, 1451 nt
Organism: Nicotiana attenuata
Lineage: Eukaryota; Viridiplantae; Streptophyta; Magnoliopsida; Solanales; Solanaceae
Product: cytochrome c1-1, heme protein, mitochondrial
Exons: 9
Coding region: 169-1131 (320 amino acids)
Biological process (GO): mitochondrial electron transport, ubiquinol to cytochrome c
Molecular function (GO): electron transfer activity; heme binding
Source: RefSeq, a predicted model, not a curated record